Messenger RNA from Photinus pyralis (common eastern firefly), 3884 nucleotides. RefSeq names its product glutamate receptor ionotropic, kainate 2-like. NCBI's taxonomy places the organism in Eukaryota, Metazoa, Arthropoda, Insecta, Coleoptera, Lampyridae. Gene Ontology annotation, molecular function: transmitter-gated monoatomic ion channel activity involved in regulation of postsynaptic membrane potential; glutamate-gated receptor activity. The coding region runs from base 1100 to 3796 and encodes 898 amino acids. The record is from RefSeq and is a predicted model, not a curated record. Gene Ontology annotation, cellular component: postsynaptic membrane; plasma membrane. The transcript has 12 exons. Gene Ontology annotation, biological process: synaptic transmission, glutamatergic; modulation of chemical synaptic transmission; monoatomic ion transport.
AGUACGUACUUGACGAUUAAUGAAUAAAGAGCUAUCGUAACCAACGUCCACGGAUUACUAUUUAUUAUUAACGCCUCUACCCUCGGCUAACAUAACGGAACCGAAAUACAUUACAUGGUGGCAUACGGUAAAACCGACGACGCGUGUCUAUAAAGUAAUAACGUGGUACGCACGAAGAUAAGCGAAUUCGGCAUUCGCGAAUCGCGGUUUACGUGCGAUAAGAAAAACGGUAGCAAACAAGUGUGCGCGAGGCUUUACUCGACGCGCCGUACGUACUUACUGGAAAGUAGGGUUUACUUCUUUCAAAAUAUUAUAAAAUAAUUUCGUUACUAAAUGGCGGAUUCGGCAAUAACACCGGGAAUAAUGCACUUUAAAGGCAAUCUUGCCGCAAAUUGGCGAUUAUGGAGGCAGAAAUUUGAUUUAUACAUGCUUGCCAGCGAUAAAUCAAAAAAGAACGAUGAAGUUAGAGUUGCAAUUUUACUUAAUUUUCUGGGCGACGAAGGACUUCAAAUUUUUAAUACCUUCGAAUUCGAUGGAGAAAGUGAUCGGAAAACAUUAUCAGUAGUGCUACAAAAAUACAGUGAAUACUGUGAACCGUUAAAAAAUCUAGUUUAUGAACAUUUUAAAUUUUUUAAGCGCGAACAACUAACGGGGGAGACGGUUGAUCAGUUCGUCACAGCCCUUAAACAACUUUCGUUAUCGUGUGAGUUCAAAGAACGAGAUGUAAUGAUUUUGGAUAGAAUUAUUGUGCUUGGAAUUCGUGAUACGCGUACCUACACAAGCAAAAUUGUUACAAACAGAUGGGUUAACGCUGGACAAAGCGUUAUCUAUAUGUCGCGCUAUCGAAAGCAGCUCGAUACAACAAAAAGAAAUCGCGGGCGUUUCAAAAAACGAACUAUUAGUGGAUAGUGUCAAUAGUUACGGUCAUAAACCAAAAAACAGCGAAGUUUUUAAUAAAAAUAAAGACAGAUACCACUAUAAAAAUAAAAGUGUAAAUUUUUAUAAUGGAAACUAUCCGAGAACGAGCCAUUCGGAGGGUAGUUAUGACAACUAUCGAAAUUAUCGGCAAAACGCAGGUAGCAAGUGCCAAAAUUGUGGCAUGAUUCAUCCACAAGGAGGAAUAUUCGAAGGUACAAACGAAAAUGAGGAAAUUGCAUUCAGAGUUGCAAUUGAUAUUGUCAACAAACAUCGGCAAUUACCGUACGCACUGGUACCUGUCAUAGGAAGAAUAGAAGCAGACGAAGUCGUCGAUGCAAAACAUGGAUUCACACUCGACAUGACUUGGGAUAGACCAUUUACUGCCCUAGAAAUUGGAUGCUCCAUUUUAAGCAAAGGCGUAGUCGGACUUUUUAAUUCCCUUUCAGAAGACAAUUCAAAUACCAUACAGUCUUUAUGCGAUGAUAAAGAAAUUCCGGUGAUACAAACUAUUUUUGAUACUGAACACGAAAGGGAUUGUUGUUCCAUCAACUUAUUCCCGCACGCGCCAGUCUUAGCUCGAGCAUUUGCCGAUGUUGUAAAAAAGUGGAAUUGGGAUAGUUUCACAAUAAUAUACGAGAACCAGGCUAGCUUGGCCAAAGUGACCGAAAUGCUAAAAAUUUAUAACACAACCGGACACACUGUUGUUUUGAGGCAACUUUACACCAGUGGCAAUGGCGACUACAGGAAGGCACUAAAGGAUAUUUGGAAAUCUGGUCAAAAAAACAUUGUUCUGGAUUGCUCCACGGAAAAUUUGAAUGAAGUCCUCAAGCAAGCCCAACAAGUUGGAUUAAUGGCAAAUGAUUACAACUACAUAAUCAUUAAUCUCGACAUGCACACUAUAGACCUGGGCCCUUAUCAGUAUGGCGGAACUAACAUAACGGGACUUAGGUUAAUCGAUCCUUUAAAUACGUUUGUAAUUGAAGUGGCCGAAGCUAUUUUGCACAAGCGCAAUGAAAUGAAUUUACCAGUGGACUCAUUUGAUCCGUUCGUAAACGCUUGGCAGUUGCAGGUGAAAACUGCUUUAUUAGUCGACGCUGUUAUGUUGUUUUCCCAAGCACUUGACAAUAUUGGUCAUUUCACCGCAAUGCCAUUGUAUUGUAAUACAACAGAUAAUUGGAUUCACGGAGAGACGGCUUUCAACUAUAUGAAAACGGAAACCAAAUCCGGUUUAACUGGACCUAUACAGUUUGAUAAUGUAGGUGUAAGAAGUGAAUUUGACUUGGAAUUGAUUGAACUGAAAGAAGGCGGAAUAACGACGAUAGGUACAUGGAAUUCCAGGGAUGGGUUAAAUAUUUCUAGGAUUAUUCCUGAAGUUGAUGAUACGGAUAGAGAUAAUUUAAGAAAUAGGUCAUUUAUAGUAAUAAUUGCGUUGACACCGCCCUACGCAAUGCUAAAAGAGAGCAAAGUUAAAUUAGAUGGUAACGAUAGGUUUGAAGGGUUUGGCAUUGACUUAAUAGCAGAACUGGCCAACUUGGAGGGCUUCAAUUUUACUUUCAUUGUAAGAGUGGACAAACAAAAUGGGGACAUAAAUAACGCAACAGGAAGAUGGACCGGAUUGAUAGGAGAUGUUAUUGACGGGGUUGCAGAUUUGGCUAUUACCGAUCUAACAGUUAACAGAAAACGGCAAUCAGCAGUAGAUUUUACAAGUCCAUUUAUGGAUCUAGGAAUACAAAUUUUGUAUGCACAACCUACAUCCGCACCUCCAAGUUUUUUCACCUUCGCCUCGCCGUUUGCCGUAGAAGUAUGGCUUCUUUUAGGUGGAGCGUAUUUUGGAGUUUCUCUCGCGUUAUUCAUAAUGGCACGGCUCUGUCAGUCCGAAUGGAGUAAUCCUUACCCCUGCAUUGAGGAGCCGGAAUACCUGAUAAAUCAAUUUAGUUUGAGAAAUUCAUUAUGGUUCACGCUUGGGGGUCUUAUGCAGCAAGGAGCUGAUAUAGCACCAACAGGUUUAUCAACUAGACUGUUAACGGGGUUUUGGUGGUUCUUUACUUUAAUUAUGGUAUCAUCCUACACUGCAAACCUUGCCGCUUUUCUUACAAAUGAAGUUAAAGAAUUGCCUUUUUCUAACGUGGAAGAGCUAGUCAAGCGAGCUGAAAAAUUGGGCAUUCAGUACGGUGCGAAAAAAGGUGGUGCAACAUAUGCAUUUUUCAAGGGUUCUGAUAACGAUUUGUAUAAAGAAAUUGGUAGUUAUAUGGAAAGUCAUCCUGAUGUGUUGGUAAAAGAGAAUGAGGACGGGGAAGCUAGAGUAGAAAAGGGUAAUUACGCAUUUUUUAUGGAAUCCACUUCGAUCAGUUACGCUAUAUCCGGCAGUUGCAAUUUGGCUUCUGUCGGAAGUAAGCUCGAUGAAAAGAAUUACGCUAUUGCUAUGCGUCAAGAUUCGACCUACAGAGGCCGACUAAGUGCUGCGGUUUUGAAGCUGAAAGAAUCAGGGAAAAUUGAUGAAUUGCAGAGAAAGUGGUGGCUCGAAAAAAGGAAGAAGCCGGAAUGCGAGGAAGCGGACGAAAUACCCGGUGCUCCUCCUUUGAAUUUGAAACACGUCGGUGGUAUUUUUUGGGUAUCGACAGGUGGAACGAUUCUGUCAUUUUUCUUGGUCUUCACGGAACUUGUAUUACAUACUCUUAAAAAGUACGGGCGAGAUCGACAUUCUUGUACAGAAGAAUUGAAAGAUGAAGUUCGAUUCUACUUUUCCUUCAAAGGAAUGGUUAAGCCAAUAAAGAAUAGAAAAUCAGAUUCUCAAUCCACAGACAGUAAAGAGAAGCUUGAAGUUAAUGAGCCGAUCACAUACGAUUACACACCUGAUGUAUUUACAACCAGCAAUUAGUUAGAUGGUUUAUUAUGUUGAUUGACCUCUUAACACUUUAUUAUUAUCAUCACAUAUUGUAGAUAAGUAAUAAAUUCUGUUUAAUGCA